GCUGCCUCCGCGCCGCUCUUCACGUUUGGCAUCAUCGCGGACGUGCAGUGGGCCGACGCGGAGGACGGGUCUAACUAUGACCGCACUGUCGUCCGCCACUACCGGGGCGCGUUCCGCACUCUGCAGCGCGCUGUCGACUGGUGGCGAGCGCUGCCCGAGCCGCCCUCGUUCAUCGCGCAGCUGGGAGACAUCAUCGACGGCGUCAACGUGCGGCUCGGGCAGAGCGCGCCCGCCCUCGAGGCGGCGCUCUCCGAACUGCGCCGCGCGCCCUGCCCCUCGGUAAACUUGGUCGGGAACCACGAGCUCUACAACUUUGACCGGCGAGCGCUCGCCGCGGCCGGGUGGCUGCGGCACGGCGACCGCGAGUACUACAGCUUCUCUCCCGCGGCCGGCUGGCGGGUCGUGGUCCUCGACCCGUACCAGCUCGCCCUCAUCGGCCACGCGCAGGACGACCCCCGCCGCCUGGCCGCCGUCGAGCUGCUGCGCCGCAAGAACCCGGGCGUGCACCCGAGCGGGUCGGGCGGCGCGUGGUUCGAGGGCGUGCGCGGGUACGACCGCCGCUUCGUGCCGUACAACGGCGGCCUCGGCGGGCGGGCUGCACAGCUGGCCGCCUGUCACCCGCUCAGCUCGUGUCACCCGUCCUCCGCCCCAAUAGGCGAGGAGCAGCUCCGCUGGCUGCGCUCCGAGCUGGCUGCGGCCUCGGCGGCGGGCGAGCGCGUCAUCGUGCUGUGCCACGUCAUCCUUGAGCCGCGCGCGUGCGGAGGCAGCACGAUGGCGUGGGACUACGAGGAAGCGCUCGAGGCCGUCCGCUCCGGCGAGGCGGGAGGUUGCGUGGCGGCGGUGCUCUGCGGCCACGAUCACAGCGGGAAGUAUCACUGCGACGACGCCGGC
Molecule: messenger RNA, 891 nt
Organism: Emiliania huxleyi CCMP1516
Lineage: Eukaryota; Haptophyta; Isochrysidales; Noelaerhabdaceae
Exons: 1
Molecular function (GO): hydrolase activity
Source: RefSeq, a predicted model, not a curated record